AGAAAACCCCAAUUUUGAAAGUAAAAUUUGUUUAAAAACACAUGUUUCUGCAUUAAACCGAAACAGUUUUCACUAGAACGCGAAUGAAAUGCGUGUGUGGUAUUUUCUAACGUUAAUCGGAUGCUUGGGGAUUGCCUUGAUCUCUUCGAAACCCUUGGAGGAGGCUGAUGAUAAAAAAACAAAGGUUCAGGAGGAAGAAGAAACUUAUGUAUCGAUCGAACCUACUGCUGAGGAUGCUCGAGAUGAGGACAUAGAAGCAAGUGGCGACGAAGAAGCUGGUGGUGAAGGGAAAGUUUACUAUAUAGAAGUGGAGGACGAUGAAAGUGAUGAUGCAACUGUCGAUAAGCCCAUCGACGAAGAACCUUAUAAUUUUCUUAAAUACCCAGAACACGAACCCGACUUCAAGCCAUAUCCCCGCUUCGCCAUCCUUAAAAAUGGAUUUGUGAAUCAUGUGAACCUAGACUUUUAACAUACACAAUCAAUAAAAAAUAAAUGAUAACGAUGUGUUUGCA
Molecule: messenger RNA, 512 nt
Organism: Drosophila obscura
Lineage: Eukaryota; Metazoa; Arthropoda; Insecta; Diptera; Drosophilidae
Exons: 2
Coding region: 89-469 (126 amino acids)
Source: RefSeq, a predicted model, not a curated record